Messenger RNA from Acanthopagrus latus (yellowfin seabream), 1097 nucleotides. RefSeq lists its product as uncharacterized. The record is from RefSeq and is a predicted model, not a curated record. NCBI's taxonomy places the organism in Eukaryota, Metazoa, Chordata, Actinopteri, Spariformes, Sparidae. The transcript has 5 exons. The coding region runs from base 143 to 1003 and encodes 286 amino acids.
UGCAGGGGCGCUGGCGGCCAUUUUGCCUCUCUGUGCGACCGGCAAAUACAGCGAAUAAGAAUGUCUGCGCAUGCGCUCUUCACAUUAGUUGAUGUCAAUCUCUGCUGCUGUCUGUCAGUGUGGGAGCUGGUGAGGCUCUCUCAUGGAGGCAGUGUGUGAGCAGCUCCAUGGAGGUGGUGGUGAUGAGGAGGAGGAGGAGGAGGAGCAGGCAGGAGCAGAGGAAGCCAUGCUGUGGUCCAUCCAGGAGGCUCUGGAGAGGCAGACCCUGCAGAUAGGAGCGUCAGCCUGUGGGGCCACAGCUGUGGUGGACGUGCUGAAGGCCCUCGGCGUGGACGUGGCCCCUGAGGAAGCAGACCGCUGUGUCCGGACACGCCUGAGGAGAAACGAGUCACCGCUGCCGGACUACCUGCUGUCCCGGAGUGAAGCCGGUGCGACUCAUGCUCAGCUAAUUGAAGGAGCAGAGGAGGCCAGUCAGGGGAAGGUAACAGGUCGCUUCUUCCACCUCCACCCCCGGCGGCUGGUCAGACUGGUCCCAUGGCUCGCCAGCUGGAUCAGAAAAGGCGCUGUUCCCGUGGCGACCAUGAACAUGCAGCUUGCCGUACCCGAGGGUGAGGAGGUGCCUGACGCCUGGCACCACCAGCUCAUAUUCGGCGUUGCAUCGAACGCUGUUUUCAUGACCAAUCCUUUAGAUGUAGUGAGCGCCCAAGAGUUGCACCAGAGACUCUGCAGCGAAUCGGUGCUGCUGAUUCGUCGAGAAGACGUUCUUCAGCGACUGACGCCGGACAGCAGCCUGUCAAGUUUAUCCGAGCCGCGGUGGAAAGCCCUGGACGUCGAGGGUCAAGUGAGACAGAUGCACCAGGAAGAGGAAGAGGAAGACGAUGGAGCUAAGUUAACACACAUCAGGAUCCCUGCAGCAUACAGCUCAGGCAUCACUUUCUUCGCCCUACGAGAAUCCGAGUUAGGACAAGAACUCCUCAGUGCUCCUGAUCUACCUCUUUUGUGAUGGGACUGACACUCAUGGACUCGACUUAUUUAUUAAAAUAUUAGAUAAAUGCCUGUAUGAACGACUGACGAAUAAAUAAUGUUUCAAAUACAGA